CUGUCUUGCUAUAGACGAUAGUCGAGUUAUCGACUUUUUUAGAGUUUUUUUUUCGAUAAAAAGUCGUUUGUUUUAUUAUUCAAAAGUCGAACCCUACCUUAUUAUUAAAAUACAUCUUGGCAAUAAUUACAACAGCUGUUGUGGUACAAAAAAUAAACAAAAAUCCUAGCACCGGUAGAGUAAAAAACUAUUUUGAUCGGUUAAGAACAACAUAUAUUCCAUUUUGUUGUAAAAUUUUAUAAAAAAAUAUUGCAGUGAUUUAUAAAAAUUAAGCAACUAACACCUGGUCUAGUGCCCCACUUUUGUUAUCCAAGUGAGGGCAAAGAUGUCGGAGAAAGUUACUAAAUUGGCUUUGGCCAGUCGUGUUAUAGUAGCUGUCUUACAAUUGAUAACCAAUACUGCUUUACCGGAUCAUAAAAAUGAUGUUUUUCGUGCUCCCUUAGCCGACAACAACAACAACAAACGCUCUUGGCUGGACAAAACUAUAGAUUUUACUUUGGGCGGUUUUCGUCAUUGGGAUGGUGAAUAUUUUCUUCAUAUAGCCGAAUAUGGCUAUAGCUAUGAAAACACUUUAGCUUUUUAUCCUCUCUAUCCGAUCAUAGUGGAAAUUUUGGCCAAAAUGUUACAUUAUCUUAUGGACGAAUUUAUGUGCAUGCGCAGCUGUUGUUUACUCAUGGCAGUUCUGCUUAAUGUUGUGCUAUUCUGUAAGGCAGCCAAUAUUUUGUAUGUACUAACACAACGUAUUUUCAAUGAUUUAAACAAAAGCUGGAAUGUGGUAUUAUUAUUUUGUUUUAAUCCUGCCUCUAUAUUCUUUUCGGCAGCCUAUUCCGAAUCUUUAUUUUGUUUACUAACUUUCUAUAUAAUGCUAGAGUGUUGUAUGGAAAUACGUUUUGUACGUUCCUCUUUGGCCUUGGCUUUAAAUAUUAUCGCCAGAUCUAAUGGUUUGGUUAAUUUUGGUUUUCCUGUUUACUUUCUUAUGCGUAAAUACAUUUUAAAACAAACCCAUUUUUUGGCCAACUUUUUGAAAUUAUUAGCUUGUUUACUGUUGGCAUUAAUACCCUGGACUUUUUUCAAUUUUUUUGCUUUUCGUCAAUUUUGUUAUACUGAUAAUGCGGUAAACCAUACCCAGGCCGUCUUAUCCUAUGCUCGAGAAAAACAAUUUGUCUUGGCCGGCCAACGUUUAGCACAACAUUCCACCUGGUGUGAUAACAUUUUACCCUUUCCCUAUUCCUAUAUACAAUCACACUACUGGCAGGUGGGUUUUCUUAAAUAUUACGAAUUUAAACAGCUGCCGAAUUUCUUAUUAGCUUUACCUAUACUAUCUUUCCUUAGUUGGCAUUGUUUUGUUUAUUUAAGACAUUUUAUUAUGAAAUUUAUUACCAAAUAUCCUCUUGCUCUUCUUAUAAAAGAAUAUAAAACUUUACCUUUUGUUUUACACUCUACCUUUUUAACUUUGUUUUGUAUAUUCUUUGUUCACAUACAAAUUUCUACGCGUUUACUGUGUUCGGCUACUCCCACUUUAUAUUGGUUUGCCGCUGAUUAUAUGCCCAAAUCUUUAGAUAAAUUAAAAUUGAAAUCCAAGGCAGGUUUGAUAUUUGUUUGGUUUGCUUUUUAUGUUAUAGUGGGCACCUUACUGUUUAGCAAUAAUUUGCCCUGGACUUGAAUUACUUAGAAAACAACAACAAAAAACUUUAACCAAAACUUCUAUCGCAAAAAAAGACCUGUUUUUUAUUUCCAAAAAGAACACCAUCUACCUGUUAUAGUAAAUUUUUAUUAUUUAAAUAAAAUUAUUAAAUUUUCUUUUAAAUAAUUUAUUUAUUUAUUUAAAGA
Messenger RNA from Lucilia cuprina (Australian sheep blowfly), 1830 nucleotides. It is a transcript of the gene PIG-V, whose product is annotated as GPI mannosyltransferase 2. Bases 326 to 1663 code for a protein of 445 amino acids. The transcript is spliced from 2 exons. Gene Ontology annotation, molecular function: GPI mannosyltransferase activity; alpha-1,6-mannosyltransferase activity. NCBI's taxonomy places the organism in Eukaryota, Metazoa, Arthropoda, Insecta, Diptera, Calliphoridae. Gene Ontology annotation, biological process: GPI anchor biosynthetic process. The record is from RefSeq and is a predicted model, not a curated record. Gene Ontology annotation, cellular component: endoplasmic reticulum membrane; mannosyltransferase complex.